Messenger RNA from Toxorhynchites rutilus septentrionalis, 2082 nucleotides. RefSeq lists its product as uncharacterized. Bases 406 to 726 code for a protein of 106 amino acids. The transcript has 3 exons. NCBI's taxonomy places the organism in Eukaryota, Metazoa, Arthropoda, Insecta, Diptera, Culicidae. The record is from RefSeq and is a predicted model, not a curated record.
CCAACAACGACACCCGGAAUGCACGCAAUAAGAAACAGCUUAACAGGCAGUUAGGAAACCAUAAUAAUCAGACCUCUGUGUAAAUAGGCAAUAAAGUAAACUUUCAGUCGUCAUCGACCCUCCAAUUCGUUCAGUGGCUUACGUUAUUAUUCCGAAAUUCAUUUAACUUGUUAACUGGCGCAGUCGGUAGUCCCAGGGUGUGUUAUUUCGAAGUUUUCAAAGUGUUAUUAAAAUCAAGUUGGUGGUACGUGAAAAAUAAAUUAGCGGAAUUCAAUUUUUCAGUUAACGCCGCGAUCAUAAUCAUCACCGCGAAACCUUUCAGAUACUACCACCCUGGAGACGGAGAACCUUCGGUUAAGUGUAAAGUAGACAAAAUAUAUAUAACAUUACAAUUGUGUCGGAAAAAUGGAAGCAGAAAAUUUAAUGCAACAAGUGCGUGAAUUAUACGAAAAGCUCCAGCAACGAGAGGAGAGGCAAAUCAGCCAGCUACAGGCUCCGUGUACAAAAUUGGACGCUCUGGCAGAACAGGACGUGCUAACUAACGAGGAUCAAAACAGGAUCAUAGAAGAGACACAUCAGAGAGCACAUCGAGGGGCAGAUGAGAACUAUGCGAAAUUCAAAAUAUGUUGGUUCUUGUUCAUCAGCCUAUUGGCCAAAUUCAUCCCAAUUACACAUACAAAAUCUGUACGAAAAUCCCCUAUUGAUAACCAGCGAGAAAUUGUGUAGGGUGCAGACAGGGAAUAUCAAGAUCAUCCAUCCGAUUGAUAUGUAUGAAAUAGAACGAACUGUUAAUUUAUUAACAAGCUUAUCUUACACAAAAUUUGAAGAAAAAAAUCCAUUAACAAACAUUAUAAAAUAUAGGAUAAAAAAAAUUGUACACAAAUUUCUAUCACAUCAAACCGCAGAAUCAUAGUAGACAGAAACGAUGGGACAGCUUAGGAUAUGGGUGGAAGUGGAUCGCAGGAUCACCGGACGCUCAGGAUUUGCGAAUAAUUAACUCAACAAUGAACGACCUGAUUGAACAAAACAACCAGCAAUAUCAAGUUAACGUCCAGAUCAAUGAACGAAUCAAAUCACUAACGAAUGCAGUAAAUCAAAUUACAUCUAAUCUACAUACAGAAAAGAUCAUUUUGGAUGAAUUGAAGGUGAUCACUAUCAUUUUGAACAUCGACAUAAUAAACACCCUGUUGGAAGACAUUCAAGAAGCAAUUAUUUUACCAAAAACAUCAGCGAUUAACGGACGAAUGCUCUCUAUCCAUGAAAUAUCCGUGAUAAGAACCCUGCUCCAAAAUCAAGGCAUAGAAAUACAGUUACCUGACGAAGCUCUUCAAUUUGUAACACCCAAGAUAGUCGUCAACAAAGAGAUGCUGUUAUACAUCUUGAGUGUACCUCAGCUACAAAACAGAACGUCUACUGUCAUUAGAAUUUAUCCAUUGAUACAAAGAAACCAGAUGAUACGAAAUACUCCAACGCACCUUAUAAAAAACGAGAAUACCCUUUAUACCACCACGAAUCCUGAAGAUUAUGUACAAAGGUCAUCGAAUUUAAAGGAAUUUACAGAUAAAUGCGUUGUUUCACUGAUUUUCGGUAGGAAAACAGAAUGUGUUUCCGAGACACAAAAUAAAACUUUACAAAACCUCAUUUCUGAAAACAACCUUCUCAUUCGCAACGCAAAAAAUCAAACUUUAAUAUCAACAUGUGGACCAGAUAAUCGAACAUUGGAAGGAAACUUUCUAAUCAACUUCGACAACUGCACAAUAUUCUUCAAUGAAGAAAAAUUUUACAGCAGUGAAUAUACUGCCAAGCUAGAUAUAAUCCAGGGAGCAAUGCAUAAUGUCAAAGUAUACUGGAAACUUCAGAAAAUUUACGAUAUCGCACACGUAAAUAAUCAAACUAUCAGCAACAGAGAAACAUUGAAACAUGUCUACCUCAGGCAAAACGAAUUUGACUUGAAACUUUGGGGAAUCUUCGGAGGAUUGUCAACCGUCUCCAUGAUCAUUGUUGCUUAUAGCAGCGUCAUCGUAUUCAGGACCUACAACCUUUGUUUUUGGAUGAGAGCAGGAAAACGUCGUAUAAAAACUC